This is a messenger RNA of Guillardia theta CCMP2712, 1015 nucleotides long. RefSeq lists its product as hypothetical. Bases 44 to 499 code for a protein of 151 amino acids. The record is from RefSeq and is a predicted model, not a curated record. Gene Ontology annotation, molecular function: NAD+ poly-ADP-ribosyltransferase activity. The transcript has a single exon. Lineage: Eukaryota; Cryptophyceae; Pyrenomonadales; Geminigeraceae.
CUGGGAGUCGUUUGCCCUGCAGAGGAAGCGGAUCAUUCAGAGCAUGAUCGAGAGCGGCGUCGCUCGCAAGAGGACGGCAGUACUGACCGACAGGCCCUGGAUGGACUCCGAGCUGAAGCGAGACACGGAGAGCAACGAGGUCUUCCUCUUCCAUGGCACCAAGGCCCACAGCGUCGACUGCAUCAUCGAUGGAGGGUUGGACGAGCGGGUGGGGAACCUGGGCGGGUCGUUCGGGGCCGGGAUCUACUUCGCCGAGAACUCGAGCAAGAGCGCUGGCUUCUGCUCCCCCAACGCCCAGGGCCUCAAGUCCAUGUUCCUCGUCCGCGUCGUCCUCGGCGAUCCGAUCGAGAACGCUCAAGUGCGGAACCAUCGACGACCUCCGCCGAACGCUUCCACUGGUCGCCUCUACGACUCAGUCAUCGGCAACCCGCAGGCCCGGGAGUUCAUCGUGUACGAUCGCAACCAGACGUAUCUGGAGCUGCUGAUCGAGUUCCGUUGAGACUUCAAACGUGAACCCCUUCUAAGUUCACCUGAACUUGAAGCGUCCGAGUCCUUCCGAUGCUACUCUGGCACCGCUCAAGUCCCCGGUCACACUGCUCCAGGGGAGGACAGACGAGACGAGACGAGACGAGACGAGACGAGACGAGACGAGACGAGACGAGACGAGACGAGACGAGACGAGACGAGACGAGACGAGACGAGACGAGACGAGACGAGACGAGACGAGACGAGACGAGACGAGACGAGACGAGACGAGACGAGACGAGUGGAGUGGAGACGAGAGGAAAUCAGCUGACGCGAUGAGCUGGGAGAAAUUGAGCGAGCCACUGACAUCUCUAAGCUUCAAAUAUCCCACAUCAAGUAACUUGACCGUCUCUCCUCUAGCCCUGCUAGCAUCUCGAAGGCACUCGACCUUAGCCGGUUGGCUCCUACUCUUUGCCGUGAGGUACAGGCAAGCACAACAGUGAGCCAUGAGAUGGGUUUCAGCAACUUCAUACAAGCAAGCAAGACCGCU